UUGUGCGGCGGCUUAUAGCCAUUUCUCGCCGCUUUCCCGAGUUUCCGAUGAGGGACAGGAGGCGGGAGCGGCCCGGCCCUGCCGAAACCUGUAGCCGUCGCCCUGGAGCGGCUGCUCUGGGGCAGAAAUGCCACCACCCAGCCGUUCCCUGCUAUGGCUUGGCCUGGUGCUGGGUGCUGUCUGUGCCUCCCGCGAACCCCCGGCGCCAGGCAACGCCACAGAUCCUCUGAAUGUCCUUCUCAUCAUCGUGGAUGACCUACGCCCCUCCCUGGGCUGUUAUGGGAACAAGCUCAUAAGGUCCCCAAACAUCGACCAAUUGGCCUCCCGCAGCCUUCUCUUCCAGAAUGCCUUUGCCCAGCAAGCCGUGUGCGCCCCGAGCCGCGUGUCCUUCCUCACUGGGAGGAGACCAGACACUACCCGCCUGUAUGACUUCAACUCCUACUGGAGGGUGCACGCUGGAAACUUCUCCACCAUCCCCCAGUACUUCAAGGAGAACGGCUACGUGACCAUGUCGGUUGGAAAAGUCUUUCACCCUGGGAUAUCUUCCAAUCAUAGUGAUGAUUCUCCAUACAGCUGGUCUGUUCCACCUUAUCAUCCCUCCUCUGAAAAGUAUGAAAACACCAAGACCUGUAGGGGACCAGAUGGAGAACUCCAUGCCAACCUGCUGUGCCCCGUGGAUGUGGUGGAUGUGCCUGAGGGCACCCUGCCUGAUAUGCAGAGCACUGAGCAAGCUAUACAGUUGUUGGGAAAGAUGAAAACAUCGGCCAGUCCUUUCUUCCUGGCUGUGGGGUACCAUAAGCCACACAUCCCCUUCAGAUACCCCAAGGAAUUUCAGAAGCUAUAUCCCUUGGAGAACGUCAGCCUGGCUCCUGACCCCCAGGUCCCCGCUGGUCUUCCUCUGGUGGCUUACAACCCCUGGAUGGACCUCAGGCAGCGGGAGGACGUCCAAGCCUUAAAUCUCAGUGUGCCCUAUGGCCCUAUUCCUGCUGAUUUUCAGCGGAAAAUCCGCCAGAGCUACUUUGCCUGUGUAUCCUAUUUGGAUACACAGGUCGGCCACCUCUUGAGUGCUCUGGAUGACCUUCAGCUGGCCAGCAGCACGAUCGUGGCACUUACCUCCGAUCAUGGAUGGGCUCUCGGUGAACAUGGAGAAUGGGCGAAAUACAGUAAUUUUGACGUCACUACACGAGUGCCUCUGAUGUUCUAUGUCCCCGGAAGGACAGCCCCACUUCCGGUGGAAGGCGAGAAGUUUUUCCCUUACCUCGACCCUUUUGAUUCCGUCUCAGAAGCGCCAGAGCCAGGCCAGCAAACUGAGGACCUGGUGGAGCUGCUUUCUCUCUUCCCCACACUCACUGGACUUGCGGGGCUCCGUGUUCCUCCACGCUGCCCCAUCCCCUCGUUUCACAUGGAGCUGUGCCGAGAAGGCCGGAACCUCCUGAAGCUCUUUGAGGGCCGUGGUGAGGAAGAGGAGCCCCAUGUCCGCGGUAAUCCCCGGGAGUUGGUUGCCUAUAGCCAGUACCCUCGGCCCGCUGACUCUCCUCAGUGGAAUUCUGACAAGCCGAGCUUAGAAGAUAUAAAGGUCAUGGGCUAUUCCAUACGCACGGUAGACUACAGGUAUACUGUGUGGGUGGGCUUCAAUCCCCAGGAGUUUCUGGCUAAUUUUUCAGACAUCCAUGCAGGGGAACUGUAUUUUGUAGCUUCUGAUCCUUUGCAGGAUCACAAUGUGUAUAAUGAUUCUCUGGGUGGAACCCUUCCCCAGUCAUUCAUGCCUUGAGUUCGCCAACCACAGAGAUCAUAUAUAAUGCCAGUGAGAGAAGGGAUUAGAGCUGGUUAUUUCAUGAUUACCCAUACUAUUGGAAUCAACCCCAGGGGCAGGGAGUCAAAACCUGCAUCAGUAAUUUGGCCUAAGAAUAUGUAACAGCUGCAACUUGAUUUUGUCAUUGUAAUUGGGCUGAACCUUUUCUUUCUUUUUUAUUUUUUUUGUAACAGUCAUAGCUUAUUUAUUGAAUGAAUAAGCACAGAGUGAGCAAGUUGAAAUUGUCAUAGCUUCAGCUAUCAAGAGCAUAGUAACUUAACAUAGCACUGUACUCAAGAAAUAUAAUACUUCAAUUAUUUGUGAAAUGUAGUACGUUUCAAAAUGUAACCACAUGUCAAACUAGGAUUGAUACUAUAAAUUCCUGGUUCUUUUGUUUAUAAUUUAAUAAUAUAUCUAAUUUAGCCUGAUACACUCAAAAUAUUAUAUCAACAUGUACCCUAGGUUUUUUUUUAAUGUAAACUUAAUAAUGUUGGAUGCCAAUACCUGAAAGUCUAGCUCUAACUUUUCCAAGAUUGCAAAUCUUCAAAUCCAAAAACAAAAUAUGCAUGAGGUGAUUACUGUGGAAUUUCUAUAUCAAAUAAUAAAUAAUGCUAAGUAAACUAGAGGCAUGCCAUGUAUGAGAAAUUUAGUUAAAAUUUUUCAGAGACUUUCUGGCACAGACAAUAAUUUGUUAGCAAGUAAUAUGACCCUUGAACACCAAGGCCAUCUUUAAAAGUCAUCUUUAUUCACAGUGGAAAAUAGUUGAAGGCGUAACACUGUAUCCCUGAAUUGAGACAUUUAAAACCAUUAGCAUUCUUCUUCUCUGGAGAUUCUUGGUUGCAAACAUGUAUUUAUCCAGGAGGCAGAAAGGAAAUAGUCUACUGUUAGUUGCUAUUACGAAUAACAUUAAUUUUAGUAAAUUCUAAAUUCUUUUGAGGACUGUGAAAGCAAUUCAUUAAUAUCAUAUUAGGUGAUUUCUAAUUCCCCAGAUGGUGGUUCUGUAUUCACUAAAUAAAGUUACCAGGAAAGGCAGGUAGUAGUAAUAAGCUUAGCCUAUGUCAUCUUAAAAAUAAUGGGAUAUUCACAGGUCAUGUUCACUACAUGUUGAUCAGUCAUCAGUAGUCAUCAGAAGAGUGAAGCACUCUGUUAAUAAACAGAGUAGUAGUCCUGUAUCAAAGUAACUUUUUGUAAUUCUUUACAUGUGCUGCUUUGGUGUGUAAAAGGUAAAUGUUUGUGAACCAAAAUACAGCAAAUUAAUUUAUUGCACUGCAUUACAUUGUAACCAAAAAGGCAAGAUAUUAUAAGAUUACUUCAAAUCAGUAAAAUUUCAAAUACGGAUUUUUGUUUUUACUAAGCCUACAGUGGAGGCGUAUAUGGUGACAUAACAGUCUUCUAAUUGAUUCAGUGACUUCAUGUUCUGCCAAUAGUUUGUACUUGAGAAGUGAAGGGCCCUGUUCCUCUCUGCUGAUCCCAUCUCUUUUCUGGAAGCCUCCACUUUUGUGGAUGGUGUCCCUCAGCCUUUUCUUUUUCCUUCUCCAUCCUCUCUAUUGCUCACAUCACUUCAAUGCAGAAUUUUACAAUCCAGUCCAGUUUCUCGUGAUGUCUUUUCAGGGUGUUUACCUUUAUCUCUUACUUUACAGUUAUAAAGUUUUUAUUUUGAAGCUUUUAUUUCGAAUUCCUGGUUGACUAUCAUCUGUACACCUUAUUGUUUUUUCUCUGUAUUUCUUGAAGCACAUUCUAGUAUCAGAAAAUCUCCAAAUUGUCCUCUUGCUGAAGUUGUAAGCUGAACUGUGCUGAAAAGAGCAGAGUGACUCGCAUUUUGGCUGUCUCUCACCUGUGUGACCAAAGCCACUGCUGGGUCUGCUCGGGGGCGUUUUGCAUGUUGAUCUGACUCUGCAGGAAGAACCUCUGUCUUCUCUUUUCUCAGUGAGGGCACAGACUCAGAAUGCUUCUUCUCUCCUUAGGUCUUAGCUUUCCUUGGCCUCCCUUUACAAAUGUCUCCUUUUAGAAACUCGGCUGCGUUUCACAUGCAGGGGCAUGCUCUUCUAAAUCAGCUCACAGGUGAUGGUUGCUUUUUGUGUUUUUGACACUGAUGCCAGGGUGGAGCCACUUGUGCACGUCUCCAGCAUUCAUCCAGACGAGCAGCUGCUCUCUGGUUUUCACAUAUCAAAGCUGACCACAUUCCUUAUCUUGACCUGGCUUAGGGAAACCACAUCUUCGUUGCAUCACAUAGCUUUUCUCCAAUCCUGCUGAACUGGACACAUUUUAUGAAUGGUUCUCUAGUCAUUCUUUGUAGAAAUCCCUAUUUCACUUGAGCCAGGGGGUCUUUCAUGCAGUUUACUUGAAACCCAGACCAGUGAUCUCAGAAAUCUUGAGUGGCCCUAAUUCAGAGGCUCAGAUACACGAGGGGGCAGCUUCUGCUUCAGGGUGUCUGGGCGGGGGUCUGAGAGCCUGCACUUCUGACCCUGCUUCUCCAAAGAGUGCCCUUUGAGAACUAUUGCCACGUAUGUGCUGACCAGUAGCCACUAGGCCCCAGUGACUUUAAAUUUUCAUGAAUGAAAUUACAACCAACAUUUCAAAAGCAGAAUCUGUUUCACUUGCCCUAUUUCAAGUGCUCAAGAGCCAGUGUGGGUAGGGCACUGGGGCACCGUAUGAGACAGAUCUACAGCCUUUCUGUGUGGCAGAAAGUGGAUUGAACAGAGCUGCCCUAGGUUAGCUCUAAACUGGUUGACCUGAUCCACCUGGCUGUUGACAGGUUCCUCCCAUGGGCUGAUUCUCUCCUGUUUGCCUGCAAAGGCUUGUCUGGCAAGGAGCCACGUGUGUUUGGUGUAAGUGCAGGGCAGGGAGUUCCCUCUGCCAACUGACCUCUUCCUCUUCCACCACCAUUGCUAUCACCCCAGCCCUUCCCACCUCCUUCCCAAGUAGUUUACCUCCCCCCCUCUUUCCUCCCCUGCUCCCCUCAAAAUCCAUGUGUCUUCCUGAAAUCCCUCUUUGAUCCUGCCCUUUGAGAACACCGUUAGUGCCUACUUCUGGGUCUACACAGACCUCCGCUGAGCAGUCAGAGUCUUCCCUGACUCCACAAAGCCCCUUUCCUUGGCUGGCCAGUCUGUGAGCUGGUGCCUAUCUCUCCUUUGCCAAUCCCACCCUCCCGGCCCACCCCUAGGUUGUUCCCUCCCCACUUCACCAUCCAUCCAUACAUAAUCAUCUGCCUCAGCCCGCUUCUAUGCCUCUACUUCCAAGAGGAUGAGAGCUCUGAACUCUCUCGACUGCAUUCUUGGAUGAGAUGAACGUCACUGAAGAAUCUUGUGGGCACCUUACUUUAAUAAAAGGGUUUAUUUUUCUGAUUGUAAAAUUAAUGUGUUAAUUUUAGAAAAAAAUGGAGAACAGAAAUGUAAUAAAAGGUAAGAAAACACAUCAGUAUUUUACACCAAGAUAGUCACUAAAUAUCUUGCCUUUUGGGGGUAUAAAUUUUUUACAUUGUAAUCAUACCACGUACUUUAUCAUGCAGUUUUAUAUUCCUAUUUUCCUAUGUGGUUAUUACAGAUACUUUAUAUUGGUGGUAGUAUAUUGUGUAGUUUUAUCAUAAUUUCCUAAACUUUCUUUCAGUUAUUGGCAAUUUAGUCAAUUUCCAGAUUUUCAGUAUUGUAAAUAAUGUUGUGAUAAGCAACUUUGUGAAUAAAAUGUUUUUGUGUGUUUCACAUUAAUCCCUUAGGAUGGGCACUUAGUGCCAAGUUGCUGAAAGCAUCUCCAUUUUAGUCCUCUCCUGCUCCCUUAGGAUAGUAAAACUGAAAAUAAAGCAAAUAAGCAUACAGAUAUUACAGACCAUAAAAACAAACAAAAACCCCCACCCUCCCAAUAAUAGCUGAAAGUAGAAUCCUAUUUGAGCUUUGAAUUCUUUGCUUAUUAAUGGCCUUGAUCAUUGUUCUCUGUGUACAUUUGUUGGGCAUUUGUAUCUCUCAUGUGAGUUUGCCUUUAAAUUUCGGGUUUUGCUUUCUUAAGUAAUCAAACAAAUUGCUCUUUUCCUAUGUGAUUUUCCCCCUGUCUUUUCCUAUUAAACAUGAAACCCAUCCCAAUCUAGAGAUUUAAUAAAUAUUCAUAUUCCUCUCCUUUUCUUGUGGUUGGUUUUUAUACUUAAUUUACCCUGUCUCUCUACCCCAUGAUCAGAAGAGUAUAUAUGCUCCUUUUGUAAAAUUGGGAAGACAUGGGAAAUGGUGAAGAUGACCAGUAGCCACCUCCAGACACCUGGGCACCUACCACAUUAAAUCCUGUGCUCAGGUGUUUUGGUCUAAGGUAAUGUUAGCCUGCUUUUUCACAUUGCCGGCAGUUCUUGGUUAACAGUUGUCAUGACUGCACCACCCUUCCUACAUUAUUUUUUUUUUUUACAAAUAUUCCCAACUUCUGUAUGCUUUAAAAAACUGUAGUAAAAUGCAUAUAAUGUCCAAUUUACCAUCUCACACAUUGUUAAGUGCACACACCAUGGAUUAAGGACAGUCAGUGUUAUGCCACUGUCACCAGCAUCCAUCCUCAGAACUCUUCCUCUUGCAUAAGUGAAACUGUCCCCAUUCAACAGUUACUGCCCAUUCUUUCCCUCCCACAGCCCCUGGUAGCCACCAUUCUACUUUUUGUCUCUGAAUUUGAUUACUUUGUAAACCUCAUAUCAGUGAGAUCAUGCAUUUAGUAGCAUUUUGUGCCUGGCUUCUUUCGCUUAGAAUAAUAUCUUUAAGGUUCACCCACGUCGUAGCAGGUACCUUAAUGUCCUUCCUUUUUAAGGCUGAAUACUGUUCCAUGGCAUGGAUAGACUGCAUUAUGUUUAUCCAUUCAUCCCUGAGGGCACUUGGGGUAUUUUCUGCCUUUUGGCUGCUGCAAAUAAUACUGCUGUGAAUGUGUGUGUACAAAUACCUAGCCCGUGCUCACCUCUAAGCAGUAAAAAUGGUGGGGUGUGCUGAGAGAUAAGACUCAGCUGGCUACAGAAGGCAGGAUUUCUCCAGACCCUAGCAAGGAGAUGGCCCUCCUCCUUCAGGCCAACUUCAGCGAUGCCUGCCAGGUGUCCAAGCUAUCCCACCUCACUGUGUGAGAACAAGGGGGUACACAUUCCCAAAUGAGACUCAGCUUCUUCUCCAGUGCCCAAGUCCAACCGGCUAUAGCUCCUCCUCUGAGUCUCAGAUUCUGGCCUGGGCUCACAUUGAGCUGGAAGCCAGCUGCCAAUGUUGGCCUCUGCCCAUCGUCUCUUUGGGCCUUAGGUACAGCCCCUUGUGGUUGAACCUGCUGUCAACCUCACCCCUCCCACCCUGGGCAGUCUCUCUUCUGUGAAUGAGACCUUGAAGCUGAGAGGGCUGUCACUGACAGGGGUGCUCUGGUCACCAUAUUGUUGUGAUGCUCAGAGCCCUCACUUCUGUUGGGGACUUGCCCUCCACAUGCUACCAAAGCUCCUUGGGUGUCUCUUCCAUGGACUUACUUGCUGGGGCAGAGGCUGCCUCCCUGUCGAGUCUCUGAUGUGCUCAAGAGCCCACCCUCAAGGGCUUUUCUUUGAAACAGAGUUUCCUGUCCAAGAUGGCUGGGAGCCAAUGGCCCUAGUCACCAGACAAUGGCCAUACUUGGUUCUGAAUUCGGGGCUGUGAUUCUGGGCCUCUGAUGGAGACAAGUCCAAGCUGGAGAAGACAGUUGUGGUUUGGCUUGGCUCUGGAUGAGGUACCCACACAGGAUCACAUGGCACAGGCCGGGCAGGAGGAGCAGAGCCCUGGGAAACAAAGAAGAGGCCUAGUGUACUUGGCACUGGCCAGAGAGCAAGAGUUAGGAUGCGAACAAAGGCCAAGGGUUAAUAAGGGCUUUUGCUUUUUCCUGCCUGCAAUAGGCACUGGAAUUUAUGCAGGGGAGAGGGUUUGCAGCAGGACCGAGGCUGACAUUUACCAAACCCUUGUCCUAAUUUAUCGUUGUUUCGAGUGUUUUGGACAGAACCUUUUGCGAGUGAUUUAUAUUCAAAACUCAUUAUUUACUUAACAGGUUUUAUCAAUUAAUCUCUUCCACACUAUUGAAAAUGUGGCCUUGUAUGUGUGUUAAGUGCACCAUGAGUUAUUGUAUGAAUAAAUCACAUAAAUUUGCCAUUA
Odocoileus virginianus texanus is the source of this 7896-nucleotide messenger RNA. It is a transcript of the gene IDS, whose product is annotated as iduronate 2-sulfatase. The record is from RefSeq and is a predicted model, not a curated record. Gene Ontology annotation, cellular component: cytoplasm. Gene Ontology annotation, molecular function: iduronate-2-sulfatase activity. NCBI's taxonomy places the organism in Eukaryota, Metazoa, Chordata, Mammalia, Artiodactyla, Cervidae.